This is a messenger RNA of Stereum hirsutum FP-91666 SS1, 1688 nucleotides long. RefSeq lists its product as uncharacterized. Bases 38 to 1327 code for a protein of 429 amino acids. The transcript is spliced from 8 exons. The record is from RefSeq and is a predicted model, not a curated record. Lineage: Eukaryota; Fungi; Basidiomycota; Agaricomycetes; Russulales; Stereaceae.
GAUUGAUUUAUUUCCUGGCAGGUGCACAACUAUAAACAUGCCGAUCCUCGACGGGUACUACGUCGCGGUGACCGACCAAUACGGUCGUGAACUUGACCACUACAACAUCAUGCACGAAGGUCCAAAUGCUUUGAGCUGCUACAUAGCUAGCGAAGAAGGCAUGGAAUUCAAGAUUAAGUACUACGACGAUUCCGAUGACGGCUGGACCAUUAAAGUCAUGGUCGAUGUCGAUGGACAUCCCCUGGGAUACAGGAAUGCAGAUCCCGGGGGUGGCGUGACAGUUGACUCUACUAGAACUUCAGCAACAACGGAGGCUGCUUUCCAGUUCGGACGUGUCCAGCUCGUCGAUGAAGAUGAUCUGAAUCCCUUGGAUGAAACGGGAGACCCAGUGGUGCCACGCGAUAUCGGCCUCAUAGAAGUCAAAUUGGUACGGGGGAGAAGAGUACCACGACACGGUCCACAGAUCGAAUUCGUGCCCAGGCCAGUGAGGCAGACGACGGCCAUAUCAGAAAAGUGGAAGAAAGGAGGACACCAUAUCACAAAUCUUGGAGCGAUUCGGACCGUCUCAAACUGGCGUCCGUCAAACUCGAAAGUAGUCACGAUAGAUCCGCCCCGCCACCCAUACAAAUACUUCCGUAUCUACUAUAGACCCAAAGAGAUUCUCAUGGCGGAAGGUAUCAUGCCCAAGUCUAAUCCAGCGCCUCGACCGCGUGACCGAGAGAGGGCGCAUCGUGAACAUGAUGGUUCAAGGAGAAACUAUUAUCAUCGAGAUCGUGAACAUGAUGAUUCAAGCAGAGACUACUAUCAUCGAGAUCGUGAUGCUCCUAGGCGUGCGCAGGAUUAUUCCGUUGCAGCCUUUGCCGAUCGUCUUGAUCAGCCAGAGCGUCGACGUUCCCCUGCUCGCGAAGACAGGAGAUACGCGGGUACAGAACGUGGUGAAGAAUUAGAUACGCAUCGCCGCCGGGAAUCAGAGCGAGCGAUGAGUACAAUCCUUCGUGAGGUUCCAGAGAUGUAUCUUCCUCGAACCUCCGCAGAUACAUACCGUCCUGCUACAUUCGACACGCACCAAUGGGGAGAAAUCCGUGGUGAUUACGAUGGUCAUAACCACGCAGGGCCAUCUCGCCCAAGCGUAUUACAGUCCGAUCGAACUACCAGCACGGACCUACAGUACAGAUCUCGAACGGAGCACACUAUGCCCACUGCCACGGCUGGUCCAUCUGGGACCAGCACAUUCAAACCUCCAAAUACGAAGACAGAUCCUUCAACUCCUCUCAAGACAGGACCGCCCGAAGUGAUAGACUUGACAUACUUGUCUGACUCGGACUGAACCGUCUGCUCGCUGCGCGGCAUCGAAAUGUCGGUCCUGCACUGAAGUCAACUCUGGGCCUACCGUCACACUCUGUCCUAUAGCAUUUGCUAUUUUAUCGCUCCCAUGUGCCGUUGCACUUGUCAUACAUUCUUUUUUUCUCUCUUGGACGAUGACACAGCCCUUCUACGUUUCUCUGGAUGCCCUCUAUCACACUAUUAUUCAGCGCUAGCAACUUUUCCCAUGAAUUUAUCAACGCCUUAUCAUGCCUAUUCAGCUGUUUCAUUUUGCUACACAACGUACUAUUUCUCUUUACCAAACUCUGUGAGUUGCAUAUGUUCGUUCCAUGUAUAUAUAACCUUUAUUUAGGAGCCAAGCGUCC